CUAAAUCCUCAUCACGGCUAGGGCUACGGCAUGUUGUAUAUUUAUGGCAUUGUUGCGCGCCCCUCCCAUUGUUCGUAGGCAACUUCAACCUCACCAAAGGAACUAAGAAUUUCAUUGAGGCUAGAGAAAGUGGUGAUCAAUAUGUCAAAGAAUCCAAAAGUUUUCUUUGAUAUUCUAAUUGGAAAGAUGAAAGCUGGACGAGUAGUGAUGGAGUUGUUUGCCGAUGCAACCCCAAAAACAGCUGAAAACUUCAGGGCUCUCUGCACUGGGGAAAAGGGGAUUGGACGAUCUGGGAAACCUUUACACUACAAAGGUUCUGUAUUUCAUCGUAUUAUUCCAGAAUUUAUGUGUCAGGGAGGAGAUUUCACAAGAGGGAAUGGGACCGGGGGUGAGUCAAUCUACGGUUCCAAAUUUGAAGAUGAGAAUUUCAAUUUGAGGCAUACCGGUCCUGGUAUUCUCUCCAUGGCAAAUGCUGGACCUCAUACUAAUGGUUCUCAGUUCUUCAUAUGUACUACAAAGACAUCAUGGCUUGAUGGGAAACAUGUUGUGUUUGGAAAAGUUGUUGAUGGAUACAGCGUUGUGCAGGAGAUGGAGAAAGUGGGUUCAGGAAGUGGCAUGACAUCUGAACCGGUAGUAAUAGAAGAUUGUGGCCAGAUUGUAGAGAAGUGAGUUUUGAUACAACGAUGUUUCGAGACAUGUUUGUUGCUAUUCAAUGCAAAUCACUAGUAUUAUAAUAAGUGAUUUGUGUAACUAGGAGUCAAUUGUCCAUGAUUAAUGUAACUCUCAAAUUUGUACUCCUAAAUCUGCUUUUACAUUUGUUCCAACUAAAAAUGCGUAGCUGUCUGUAGUUGGUCAGAGAUUACGUUGAUAGAAUUGUGGAAGCAAUAGGCUCGAAUAUCUGUAGUUGAUUGGUAAAUUAGAAUGAAUAAGGAUGAAGCACUACAUAUUUGCAAUUAUA
This is a messenger RNA of Glycine soja, 958 nucleotides long. Its product is annotated as peptidyl-prolyl cis-trans isomerase CYP19-3-like. Gene Ontology annotation, biological process: protein peptidyl-prolyl isomerization; protein folding. Gene Ontology annotation, molecular function: peptidyl-prolyl cis-trans isomerase activity. Bases 142 to 669 code for a protein of 175 amino acids. The record is from RefSeq and is a predicted model, not a curated record. NCBI's taxonomy places the organism in Eukaryota, Viridiplantae, Streptophyta, Magnoliopsida, Fabales, Fabaceae. The transcript has 2 exons.